Salvia splendens (bonfire salvia) is the source of this 767-nucleotide messenger RNA. Its product is annotated as glycine-rich RNA-binding protein 1-like. Bases 3 to 548 code for a protein of 181 amino acids. NCBI's taxonomy places the organism in Eukaryota, Viridiplantae, Streptophyta, Magnoliopsida, Lamiales, Lamiaceae. The transcript has a single exon. The record is from RefSeq and is a predicted model, not a curated record. Gene Ontology annotation, cellular component: actin filament. Gene Ontology annotation, biological process: actin filament-based movement.
UAAUGGGGAGAAUUUUGUGGUUGGCUCUGUUUUUUGCUAUGGUGAUAGUUGGAUUGAUCAGAGCCGAAGAAGGAGGAGGCGCCUCCACCACCAACGCCACCAACGCCGCCACCACCACCACCACCUCGUCGUUAAAAAGUUCUGAUCUUCCGCAAAGGAACGACGAACAUAAUGGAGGUAAAAGUGGCAAGACCUACAAUGAUGUAGUGGUGAAAGACAAGAAGAAGAACAAUGGAGGAGGAGGUGGUGGUGGCGGAGUUGGAUGGGGUUGGGGUGGUGGCGGAGGUGGUGGGAACCGUAAUGGAGGUUGGGGAUGGGGAAAUGGAGGAGGUGGCGGUGUUUUUUGGCGAUGGGGCUGCAACGGUGGGAAGCAUCAUCGUUCUGGCAAGACGAGAGUCUUCCCGAAGGAGGACUAUGCUAUGGGAGAGUUUGCACAAUGCAUGGUGAAGGGAAGGUGUAGGGGAAUGCGGUUGGAUUGUCCAUUGCAUUGUGGAGGGCCUUGUGUGUAUGAUUGUAGGAAUAUGUGCAAGGCUCAUUGCCAAAAAUAGUCCACUGCAUUAUUUCAAUUACUUACAAGAUAUUGGUUGUCUUGCUUUAACUUGGUUAGAUGUUUGUUUGUUUGUUUGUUUUCAUGUAUUUGCAUGUAAUGUGUCGUUAUUAGUGGAUGCAUGUCUUUUGUGAUCAAAAGGGUUGUGAAACCAAUUUUAUUGUAAUCAAUUUGUUAAGAGACAGUUGGGACUUGGGCAGUUACUAACUUUAAUUUUUGA